AAACAGGCUAGGGCUGGGUUUGAGUACUUUUUAAACAGGGAAGCAGCACACAAUCCAGCUUGUUUUUAAGAGCCCAGGUGGCUGGCUGUGGGUGUGGGCCAGAUGAAGAGCGGACUAGAGUGUGGCAAUGGCGUGGGCUCGUGGGGCAGCCGGGGACAGUGGUGUCUUGUGCUGCUGGGGAGACCCGGUGGGGAACUACUUGGGGAGGAAGUGAGUUCUGUUUUGGCCACAUUAUUUCUCACCUGUAGGCUGAGGAGCCCUUCCUGAGGGAAAGUCCCAGCAGGACUCCUCAGGCUUAGACCUAAAGGGUGAGGGGGGGAGGCAGGCAGAGUUGGAGCCAAGGUCAGGAGGGGGCUGGAGGGGCAGGAGGAGGUCCAGAGGGAGGACGGGAGGCUGGGAUGACUGAGCUGAGAGCCUCUGGCGUGACUGCUGGAACUGCGCUGAGGUGGAGAGAAGGAAUCAGGAAGUCCUCACCUUCCUGGCCCGCCCACCCGCGGCUCCUGGAGGGAAUUCCUCGAGGCCCCUGCGCCCUGGAGCAGCUGCUUGGUCCUGAGGGAGUGGACCUUCCAGGGGAGGCCUGAGCCCCAGGGGGAGAGCUCAAACAGUGGAGGGCGGAGGCUCGGACACUACUGACACCCUCCUGGGUGCAUCCCAGGCAUUCCGAGGAACCUACCCCUCCCCGGCCCUGCCCUCAGCCCUGUAAUUACCCGGCCCCAGCCGGCUUGCUCCCAUUCCUUGGCUUCCAGUGGCUUCGAGGAAAGAGGCGGAAGUCCCUGUGAUUAGAGAUGACAGUAGGAGACAAAAAGGAGGGACGCCAGCCUCCGGGUUACACGUCAGCAUGGCCUUCCAAGCGUGUUUGACUGGUUAGGCUCUGAUGGGACUCCUGUGUCACUGGGCUGGCCCUCCCAGAGAUGGGCCUCCUCCCCUAUAAAGCCUGUUGGGGUUCCCAGGCACCCAGGCUCAGCCCACCCCUGACAUUGGGGGCCAGGAGACAGCCAUGAUGCUCAACUGGAAGCUGCUGGGGAUCCUGCUGCUUUGCCUGUACCCGGGAGGCAUCUCAGGCAGUGGAGACCACCCCCCUCCCCCACCGGCAGAGGGCUCCCCAACAUUUCCUCAGGGUGCCCCCAUCCCCGGUGACCCCUGGCCAGGGGCACCCCCUCUCUUUGAGGACCCUCCACCUCCAGGCCCCAGUCGUCCCUUGAGAGACCCGCCUGAAUCUGGAGUCUGGCCGCCUAAGCCUCCUAGAACCGAUCCCCCUAAACCUCCCCGGCCUGACGACCCCUGGCCAGCAGGACCCCAGCCUCCAGAAAACCCCUGGCCGCCUGCCCCUGAGACGGACCACUGGCCUCAGGAGGAGCCAGACCAUGACCUGCCCCGGGAAGAGUACAGAUAGACAGACCUCCCAGAGGCCGCCCGAGCCCAUCUCUACUGCUUCCCCUGAAUUAGCCUAACCCUUCCUUCCUCACUCCCUCAAUUGCAUUCUCAGUCAUGAAGGUGCGCUCUCGGCAUUUCCUAUCCCCUCCUGAGAGCCAUAUUUAGCGCCCACAUCCCCCCUCUUUUUUCUCUAACAGCAUAAGCAUAUAUCCCUACCUCAGUCUAGUCCUCUCUUCGACUUGCGCCCCCCCUCCCCCAACGCCCCUUUCCUGGGUCCCCUCACUGCUCUGUGCUCUCUGCUGCCACCUGGUGGCUUACACUAGGAACUGUCAGGAGGCAAUGAUGGUGCUUCUGUGAAAUGGAAAUAAAAAGCAUGUUUUCUUAA
Myotis brandtii (Brandt's bat) is the source of this 1759-nucleotide messenger RNA. RefSeq names its product psoriasis susceptibility 1 candidate 2 (gene PSORS1C2). The transcript has 2 exons. The record is from RefSeq and is a predicted model, not a curated record. Lineage: Eukaryota; Metazoa; Chordata; Mammalia; Chiroptera; Vespertilionidae. The coding region runs from base 998 to 1393 and encodes 131 amino acids.